Messenger RNA from Rhincodon typus (whale shark), 415 nucleotides. RefSeq lists its product as uncharacterized. The transcript is spliced from 5 exons. The coding region runs from base 5 to 382 and encodes 125 amino acids. Lineage: Eukaryota; Metazoa; Chordata; Chondrichthyes; Orectolobiformes; Rhincodontidae. The record is from RefSeq and is a predicted model, not a curated record.
UUGGAUGAAGCCUGAGGGUGCUGCUGACCGAUGCUUGGAUUGUGCUGUGGAGAAGUGUUGCCCGUACUCUGCUAAGAAACUUUAUCUGGAAGGUGUCAAGAAUGGCAAGAAAGGAUGGCCCAUCUCUGUGAUCUGUGAAGGGUCUACUGUUGACAUUGAAUCAGUUACAAAGGCACUUCGUGAAGGUCCGUAUGGAAGGUGUGUUUACGAAUGUGAUAAUGAUGUUGUCACCCAUCAGGUUGUGAAUAUGGAGUUUGAGGAAGGAGUGACAGCAGCUUUUGCUAUGGUGGCUUUUACUGAAAAGCUGGCUUCUCGGAAGAUAACAAUUUACGGAACUCAGGAAGUAACCAUUUUUAAAACAAAAGAAUUAACACCUGUUUAAAAAUAGCGCACAAGAAUGUGGUUGAAUAUUGAU